AUGUGGAAGUGUGACGACAAGCAACAGUGUAUUAAUAGACUAAGAGUUUGUGAUGGUGGAGUCAAUUGCAUGGAUGGCUCCGACGAGAACCCGGAAACAUGUCAAGAUUACGCGUGUCAUCCUGGAAGUAUGCAGUGUUCAAACGGAAUCGGCUGUGUCCAAGAAUACUUCUUAUGUGAUGGUGAUUUCGAUUGUAAGGAUAAAUCAGACGAAUCGACACAUAUUUGCAAAGAUUACCCCUGUCCACCAGGAAAAUGGAAAUGUAAAGACAAUAGACUGUGGAUAAAUGAAGAAUUUGUUUGUGACGGUCAUAGCCAUUGCGCGGACGAGUCCGAUGAAAAUGAAGCUCAUUGCAGAGAGUACCAAUGUUACGGAAACAGAACUAAAUGUACCGAUGGAUUACAAUGUGUUUCACAAGAAUAUGCAUGUAGUUGUUGGACGCCCGGAUGUAAAGAUGGCAGUGGAUGCAGUGGCUUACCAUAUCCUUGUGCUCAUCGAGAUUGUUAUUCAAUUGGGCCUCCAUGGUUUGGAUUGAGUCCUGGACAAGGUCCACCGAAGCUUAGUUCUGUUGGUUAUCCAGGAUUUCGACCAUUACAUUGCCCUUGACUUCAAACUUAAACAUUAUAUUCAAAGAAUAGUUUGACAGAAAAUUAUAUCACUUAGCUGAAAGUAACUUUAUCUCUCUUACAUACUAAAUUAAGUAAUAUUAUUGAUUAAAAGCAAACACGUGAUAACAGUGUUUCA
This is a messenger RNA of Mytilus trossulus (common blue mussel), 744 nucleotides long. Its product is annotated as low-density lipoprotein receptor-like. The transcript is spliced from 5 exons. Lineage: Eukaryota; Metazoa; Mollusca; Bivalvia; Mytilida; Mytilidae. The record is from RefSeq and is a predicted model, not a curated record. The coding region runs from base 1 to 606 and encodes 201 amino acids. Gene Ontology annotation, molecular function: protein binding. Gene Ontology annotation, cellular component: plasma membrane.